Messenger RNA from Scleropages formosus (Asian bonytongue), 711 nucleotides. RefSeq lists its product as uncharacterized. The transcript has 4 exons. The record is from RefSeq and is a predicted model, not a curated record. Bases 92 to 430 code for a protein of 112 amino acids. Lineage: Eukaryota; Metazoa; Chordata; Actinopteri; Osteoglossiformes; Osteoglossidae.
AGCCAUAUACCGUAUUGUGUGUUGGUACCGAUCAAAGAGCUGCUGGUUUCCAGUGGUUCUCUCAUAUUGUUCGCCACAUUCUGAGCUGACAAUGAGCGCGUCUGCUAAUGCGCGUCAGUUUGGAAGCACUUUCGUUCAGGAAGAGAGUUACGAGAAAAAGGAAGAGGAAGAGCUGCUGGGCAGAAAAGAUGAAGGCAGCAGCAUCAGGACUGCAAAGCAGAAGGGUGAGUUGAAGAGCUUGUCCCAGGUGGUUUCAGCCAGCGUCCUCAGACACACACAGCGGGUGCUGAAAAGAGAGGCUGCUCUUUGGCACAGAGCACUUGUCAUGGAGCGCCGAGCAGCACUGCUGGAUCUUCUGGAACAGGACAGACAACAGUACACAAUGGAGCUCAAUCAGAUGGGGAAAGCUUUUUACAUGCUAAGGAUCUAAACACACAUUGUUUUUCAUUGUUGGAUGAGAUCAUUCCUCUGGUUAGUUUUAUUUGUCCCUAAUAUUUAAUGGAUCACUGAACCUUUUAAACUGUAACAUGGCUUAGUUUUGCAUUAGGCAUACCAACAAUAUCGCUAGCAAAAAAAGUAUAUAGUUUGAUAGCUAUAUGAAGAGUAUUUUAACUGAAUGAAAUAAAACCGGUUUCACACCCUGUAACUUGAAUGAAUGGGAACCCUAGCAGGUGUAAUUAUAGUACUAUCGCUUGAUUAGACAAUGUUUGA